AUUGAAAGUGCAUUUUGUUGGCGCUACAUUCUGCCUACACGUUGCUUUAGGAUGGCAGGCAAUGCUUUGAAAAGACUCAUGGCAGAGUACAAACAAUUAACAGUCAAUCCACCAGAGGGGAUUGUUGCUGGACCAGUAGAUGAAAGGAAUUUUUUUGAGUGGGAAGCAUUAAUUGCUGGACCAGAGGGUACUCCAUUUGAAGGUGGUGUUUUUGCUGUACGUUUGAACUUCCCAUCAGAUUACCCUUUGUCUCCACCAAAAAUGCAAUUUCUAACUGAAGUGUUCCAUCCAAAUAUCUAUCCAGAUGGACGCGUGUGCAUUUCCAUACUUCAUGCUCCUGGUGAUGAUCCAAUGGGUUAUGAAAGUUCCGUUGAACGUUGGAGUCCAGUUCAAUCAGUCGAAAAAAUUUUAUUAUCUGUUGUUAGUAUGCUUGCAGAACCGAAUGAUGAGAGUGCGGCUAAUGUGGAUGCAGCAAAAACAUGGCGUGAAGAUAAAGCGCGUUUCAAUAGUCUAGCACUUCGAAGUGUACGUAUUAGUUUGGGUAUUUCGGCGGAAUAAGAUAUUAUCAGAAAAUAGAAGGAAAACAACAAUGAAACAAUAGAAACUAAGCGUGUCUUUCGACUUUUUUAAAAACAUCUUUCAUUUUGUUAUGUAGUUCCUUCAAAACAAUUCUUAUUGUGUUAUUAUCACUUCAUUUUUUAUUGUUGUUGUUAUUAGUAUCUUUUUGUUUUCUGAUCGAGUCAAUCAUGAACGAUCUUAUGACUUUUAUGAUUUUGCUUUAAUAACUGUUUAUUGUGUAAGCUCCUUCUUCAGAGAAUGAAAAAUAAUACGAAGUUGACUAUUUUUGGUGUGAUCGAAAUUAAGAUUUGCCUGAUGAUGUUAAUGACAUGACAAUUUGGCCAAAAUGGUUUUUUGUCUGAGACUUAUUUGUAUCUGUUGUUGGGUUUGUCAAAUGCAAUUAUUAUAAUCUGGAAGAAUGAUGUGAAAGAUAUUUGUAUGUUUGUUAGUUGUAUGAGAUGUGAACAGGAUGAAAUAUGUAUGGACAUUGUGUAAAUGGUCCAUAUCAAGUAGAUCAUUAAACCUUCCUUUCUAUCAAGUGCUGUAAGUUUUAGCAAUACAAAAACCAGCCACUGGUUUUUUUGUAUAAACGGAAAAUCAUAUUCGGAUUAAUUUGGCAUAAAUAAGGAUUUUAUGGUUGAUAGAAGGGCAUUUACUGCUAUUGCUUAUUUGUUUUGUUGAUUUUAUGGUUCUAAAGGGUUACCUGGAGUUCUCUUUGUGUAGCUUAGAUGUUCUCUCGCAUAAGUCAUGAUUUCACAUCAAGACUGCAAUAUAGAAUCCAUAACAAUCCGUAACGCUGUGUCGAAUUGGUAGGGAUUUUAACUUUUAUUUCAACUAAAGCAUUUCGAAGUGUUGGUUGUUUUAUAGGAUGCUUUUAUUUUUGG
Schistosoma haematobium is the source of this 1442-nucleotide messenger RNA. Its product is annotated as Ubiquitin-conjugating enzyme E2 G2. The record is from RefSeq and is a predicted model, not a curated record. Gene Ontology annotation, cellular component: cytosol; endoplasmic reticulum. The transcript has 5 exons. The coding region runs from base 52 to 558 and encodes 168 amino acids. Lineage: Eukaryota; Metazoa; Platyhelminthes; Trematoda; Strigeidida; Schistosomatidae.